GUCGCGCGCGAUGAAGAAGCUGUUCAAGCUCCCUCCGACGUACCACGGCGUGGGCCCGGUGACAUUCGCAUGGCAGCCGGCGGGGAACUUCCUUGCCACGGCCGGAAAGAACGGGCUUGUCCACAUCUUCGACCGCCAAGGCGAGCAGUACGAAGAAAUUGGCCUCGACAUGGCAACGCCUGUACUGGCCCUGGAAUGGGACCGUGACGGCAACACGCUCGCGAUUUUGCAAACUGGCAACGGUAUCGUCCCGUUGUGGGACUUGAGUGCUCGGACGACGCAGAACCUGGAUACCAACUUGAAAGACCCGUCGUUCAUCCGAUGGUCAAACACAGGCACCCAACUUGCAAUCGGGACGAUGAAGGGAAACCUCAUCCUGUACAACAAGUCGACACGAAAGAUCGUCCCGGUCCUCGGAAAACAUUCCAAGAAAAUCACGUGCGGCGCGUGGAACAAUUCGGACCAGUUGGUGCUCGGUGCCGACGACCGCAUGGUCACAAUCAGCAACGCUGGAGGGGACACACUACAGCAGCGCGAACUCAAACUCUCGCCUUCCGACUGCAAAUUUGGUCACCGAAAGGGCGACUCGACGCGCGGUCCCGAAACGUGCGUCGCCAUCAACGUGGUCAAGUCGCUGGUUCUACUCGACACGACCGACCCGGAAAAUCCCAUUGAACUCACCUUUCAAGCGCACUACGGAUCGAUCAAAGUAUUUGAAUGGUUCAACGGCGGCUACCUCAUGAUUGCGUUCUCGGAGGGAUUUGUCAUUUGCAUCUCGACGCAAAUGGACGAAAUCGGCGAGGAGAUGUUCUCCGGGCGGUUCUUCUCGGAGCGCCUCUACGCCAUGUGCUACUCGCCCGUCCUGAAUCGCAUCGCGAUCAGCGGCGAGAGCGGCAUCAAGGUCGUGGAUAUGUCCAACUAUUCCGAAAUCAAAGCCGACUCGAUCAAGCUCACGGACGCCGAGGAUAACGAAGCCAACAUGAUGGCGUACACGGGGGACGGCCAGAUCCUGACGGUGGCAACGCAAGGCGGGAUCAUCCAAACGUUCCUGGCGCGCAUGCCCAACAUCCAUGACCACGUCGGCAACUACGUCGCGUUCCUGAGUUCUCUCCGCGAGAUCACCGUCGUCGAUACCCUCGGCCGCGACGCCCCCAUCCACAUCCAAGUCUCGAUAGAGCCGUCGUUCAUUGCAAUCGGGCCCCGCCACGUUGCAGUCGGCAUGAACAAUCGUGUGUGGUUCUACAGGUGCGACGGCGGGAACCGCGAUGCACUUGUGAACGAGCAGCAAUAUCUCGGCCGCGUCACCAGCGUCAAACUGAAUCGAGACUACGCGGCUGUGCUCAGCGACGGCAAGGUGGUCCUUCACUUCAUCGAGCCUGGCGCUCAACAACAGUACGGAGGCAACCAUGAACAGUCCAAGUCGUUCCCGGAAACCCACGGGCGAGAGGAUCGGGGGGUCGAAAUCUCGAGCAUUGCCUUGACCAAGGACUUUUUCAUCUACGCGACGAGCGGCGGCGUCGGUGGCGUCCACUUUUUCUUUCUCCACGAGUGGAAGCUCCUAGAAGGAUGCAGCUACCGCCAUGAGGACGGCAUUGGUAUCGUCCACAUUGCUCCCAACGCCGUCGGGACCAAGGUCGUGUUCAUCGAUUCGCGGCGCCGCGCUUACAUUUUGAAUGCGACGAACCGCGAGGCGCUGUACGUCCCCAGCGUGCCAAACUCGGCGAGCGCAAUUUUCUGGGACACGUGCGAUCCGACUGUGUUUGUCGCGAUCGAACCGACGGAAUUCACCACGUUCCUGUACACGGAGCUCACAAUCAACGGGCCGGAAGUGACCCAGCUCGGCACGAUCGACAUCGACCUGAACGGCGACUUUCAGUUUUCGCCCCAGGCCACCAAGAUCCCGUCCGGCCACUCGGCCGUGCUCUUUGCCGACGGCGUCCUCACGACGCAGCAGCCUGGCGGUACGCUCUCAAACGUCAUGUCAUGCACCCACGAGGCGCUCCAGAAAAGCGUUCGCCCCGAGUCGGACAAGGCCGUGUUCAAGCAAUGCCUCGGCCUCUUACGCAUGGACGUUGCGUGGAAACAAGCGGUCGCGAUCGACGCGAAAGAGUACUGGCUCGCACUUGCUGGGCGAGCGAUGCACACCCUCGACAUUACGCUGUCGAAGCGCGUGUACCGCCAGCUUGGGGACGCCGGCAUGGUCAUGGGCCUCAAUCGCAUCGAGCACGUCGAGGAUAAAAACUUGCUGGCCGGCCACGUCUCGAUGCUGUUUGGCCAGUACGACCAAGCGCAGAAGCUCUUUCUCAACUCGAGCGACCCGAUGGCCGCGUUGACGAUGCAGCGAUACUUGCUGCAAUGGGACCAGGCGCUGCUUCUGGCCGACUCGCUCGCGGUCCACCUCGUGCCGGAGCUCAGCGCGUCGUACGCGGCCCAGCUCGAGUUCAAAGGUGACGUUGAAGGCGCGUUGAAAAUGUACGAGCACGCGUGCAACGCAGUCGACCCACUUGGCAACCCCGUCGUCGCGUCGGAGAAGACGCAGAUGCAAAGCAUGGCCGGAAUUGCGCGAUGCACGCUCCGCACGGGCGACCUCCGCCGCGGCAUUCGGCUCGUUACAGAACUCAACGACCCGUCGCUGUGCAAAGAGUGUGGGCUCAUCUUGGAAGGCAUGAAGCAGUUGUCGGACGCGGCCCUGCUGUACGAGCGAGGCGAAGUGUACGAAAAAGCGGCGCAGAUCUACAUUCAAAUGAAACAGCUCCACAAGGCAGCGCCGUUGAUGGCCAAGGUCCACAUGCCCAAGGUUCACGUGCAAUACGCCAAGGCGAAGGAAGCGGCGGGCGAGUUUGCCGCCGCGUCCGAUGCGUAUGAAGCAGCGAUGGACCUCGACAGCGUCGUUCGCAUCCAGCUCGAGCACCUAAACAACGCAGAGAAAGCGUUUUCGAUUGUCAAGCAGACCAAGUCGUCCGAGGGCGCGUCCGCCGUCGCCAAGUACUGCAUCGAGAGCGCUAACUAUGCCGCCGCGAUCGACUUUUUGCUCUUGGCAAACCGCGAAGACGACGCGUUCCAGCUCGCGCAAGCGCAUAACGAGAUCGAUGCGUUCACGAAAACGAUCGGGGACACCAUCUCGGUCGAGCGAGCACUCAAGAUUGCCCAGCACUACGAGCAGAUCCAGUCCCACGCCCGCGCUGGCGAGUACUACCAGGUGUGCGGCAACUACCACAAGGCACUUCGAUUGUUCCUUCAGUGCGGCGAGGCCGAGCUCGGCCGCGCGAUAGACGUCGUCGGGAAAGCCCGCAACGACAUGCUCACGCACACCUUGAUCGAUUACCUCAUGGGCGACACGGACGGCAUACCGAAAGACCCGAACUACAUCUUUCGCCUGUACAUGGCCCUGGGAAACUAUGCGCAAGCUGCCAAGACGGCCAUCAUCAUUGCUCGGCAAGAGCAGGAGCUGGGUAAUUACAAGGUCGCGCACGACGUGUUGGUCGAGACCCACCGCCAGCUGCAGCUCCACAAAAUCCACGUGAACCAGGACCUGCGCAACUCGCUCACACUGCUCCACAGCUACGUCGUGGUGAAGAAGCUCGUCAAGCGAGGUGACCACGUGGCCGCCGCCAAGAUGCUUGUCCGCGUGGCCAAAAACAUGUCCAAGUUUCCAACGCAUGUGUCCAACAUCCUCAUCUCGGCUGUCAUCGAGUGCCAGCGCGCCGGACUCAAGGGGAAUAGCUACGAUUUUGCUACGCAACUCAUGCGCCCCGAGUACCGCAACGGAAUCGACAAAGAGAUCAAGCGCAAGAUCGAAGCGAUCGUGCGACGCCCAAACAAGGAGCAGCCACCGGACACUCUGACGCCGUGCCCGUUCUGCGACCACGACGUUGUCGACGUUGAACUCGAUUGCACCCACUGCAAGAACUGGAUUCCGUAUUGUGCGGUCACGGGCUACCACAUGGUCAAGGCGGAUUGGAGCCAAUGCCCGCACUGCCAGUUCCCCGCGCUGUACUCGCACUUGACGACCCACUUGGACGCGGAUCCCGUGUGCCCGAUGUGCGACAAGGAGCUCAAACCGGACCAAGUGCAAAAGGUGCAAGAGAACGAAGUGAAGCUCGCGACGAUCGAAUUGCAACAGCCCGAGCAAACACCGGCGGUCGUCUCGAAAGAUGGGCAAAUGAACAACCAACAGGCGGGAAAGCCUCCCAAGCAAGGCGAGCUGUUCGCGUAGACGCACUAAAGUGAAACAUGACAGUCGAGCUGCACUAGA
Messenger RNA from Aphanomyces invadans, 4255 nucleotides. RefSeq lists its product as hypothetical. Gene Ontology annotation, molecular function: protein binding. The transcript is spliced from 12 exons. Gene Ontology annotation, biological process: intraciliary retrograde transport; cilium assembly. Gene Ontology annotation, cellular component: cilium; intraciliary transport particle A. The record is from RefSeq and is a predicted model, not a curated record. Lineage: Eukaryota; Oomycota; Saprolegniomycetes; Saprolegniales; Verrucalvaceae. Bases 11 to 4216 code for a protein of 1401 amino acids.